Messenger RNA from Pseudophryne corroboree (corroboree frog), 3011 nucleotides. RefSeq names its product toll-like receptor 5. Gene Ontology annotation, cellular component: extracellular matrix. Lineage: Eukaryota; Metazoa; Chordata; Amphibia; Anura; Myobatrachidae. The record is from RefSeq and is a predicted model, not a curated record. Gene Ontology annotation, molecular function: protein binding. The transcript has 2 exons. The coding region runs from base 139 to 2088 and encodes 649 amino acids.
ACUAGUGACUUGCAUCUGCCAGACACUUAAAUACAGAAGCUGCAGAGGGCACCACAUUCGUGGACGGGGAGAUCACACCAUCUACAGACAGCAGAAGUUCUAAUGAGACAGCACUUUAGUGACUGAGACAUCAAUAUCAUGUUCUGUCCAGCUGCAGCCCUGCUAUUUCUGACCCUCUCUUCUACAUUUUUCCCUGGCCAUUCUUCUAACUGUGUCUCAUUUCUGGCCAAGUCUCGCUUCAUUUUCUCCUGCCAAGCCCAAGGUUUAUUCUCUAUCCCAUCUGUUCCUUUUAACACCCAAGUUCUCUUGCUCAACUUCAACCAUAUCCCAUCCAUUUCCCAGAAAUCUUUCCUUAAUCUCACUCAGCUGCAAGACCUGUCACUUGGUGCUCAGAAUAACAAUGGCUCCUUGGUUAUUGAAGAAGCUGCUUUCCAAACACUGACUACUCUCACAACACUUGACCUUGGAGGCAACCGCAACCUAAUCAUGCACCCUAAAGCUUUCAAAGGUCUCUCCCAACUAAAGAUACUUCUUCUGGACUCCAAUGGACUAGAUGAAUCUGUCCUAGAAUCUAAUUUGUUUGGUGAGUUGACCUCUCUGAGAAAGCUUGAUCUCUCUUUUAACAAUCUACGAAGACUGAGACCAGAUCCCAGCUUUCUAAAGUUACACUCACUUUCUACCAUCCUUUUGAAACUCAACAAAAUCAACCAGCUUUGUGGAAAAGACCUACAGAACUUGCAAGGAAGACGUUUAGAGCUCCUUGACCUCUCAUCAAAUCCUCUCCAAGUGUCGAACACAUCAUUGUGCACCAAUCCUUUCAUGAACAUUACUUUAGGGACCCUUGAUAUAUCUUCAACAGCAUGGAAUACAGAACAGACUGAAAACUUCUUUAAAAUUAUAUCUGGUACUCAAGUAGAGCAGGUUAAGAUGAGGCAUGGAUCCUUGUUGGGCAGUGGAUUUGGAUUUAAUAACCUGAAAAACCCAGAUGAAAAUACUUUUUCUGGCCUGAAUUUUAGUAAUGUACUUAUAUUUGACUUUUCCCAUAGCUUCACCUCAAAGCUGGAGCCAUACAUAUUUGCUGGGGUUUCUAAACUAUUGUCUCUUGACCUAUCUUUCAGCAAACUUCAUAUUAUCAGCCCUGGAGCAUUUUCAGGUCUAAGAGAACUAGUAAGUCUUAAUAUGUCUGGCAACCUCAUUGGAGACCUCACAAGGAGCACUUUGGAAAGCCUCUGGUCUUCUCCUCUUAAAGUUCUGGAUAUCAGUUCCAAUCAUAUUGGUGCCAUACAAUUUGGAGCAAUGGAUGGCCUUGUCUCCUUAGACUCACUAAACCUAAGGGACAAUGCUCUGAAUAAUAUACCAUCAGUUAAGCUCCCAGGUUUAACUAUUGUACUAUUAAAACAGAACCGCAUAUCAGACACUUAUGGUAUUACCACCUUCUGCCCUAACUGCAAACUUCUAGAUCUUUCAAGCAACCGAUUAACUGAUCUCAGGUCCCUGAGGGAGAUUCUGGAGUUAAGGUCUCUGAAAAUCCUCAUGCUAAGCAGUAACCAGCUUUCUCAAUGCUCACCUAAACCUGCUGUUAAACCGUUAAACAACACUUCCUUGCUUUUUUUGGAUCUAUCGGAUAAUGACUUAGGACAGGUGUGGACAUCUGGACAGUGUUCAGACAUCUUUAGAAAUUUGGGACUAUUGAAGACCCUCAAUCUGGCCAAAAACCACAUAUACUCUUUUCCUGAAGAUUUAUUCCAGGAGCUAGUAAGCCUCCAGGCUCUAGAUUUGUCAAGAAAUUACCUUAGACUACUCCCACAGGAACUGUUCACUGACUUAAAAGCUCUGAAGACUCUCAAUAUAAGGAACAACAACUUUGUUACUCUCUCACCUUCCAGUUUUAAGCCUCUGACAUCCUUGAAAAGCGUUGAUCUGUCCGAAGUCACGCUAAUAUGUAACUGUGGCCUCACUGACUUCUGGAACUGGAUAAGGACAACUAAUGUUACUGUGCAAGUCAGCUAUACUGGGAAGAUUUCAUGCCUUAGGCUUUCCCCACCUGUCCAGGAGAUACCAUUGGAAGCCUAUUUCAAGGACUGUUAGAUAUGUUUUUGUCAUCAUUUUGCCAUUGAUACAGAGAUAGGAGAUGUACAGUUUCAAAUCUGUAAACUAUGUAUUAGAUGCACUGUAGCAAUCUCUCCAAAGUCAAUUGCAGUAAUGUUGUGUAUAAUGGACUUCAUAUAUAACAAAUACAGGGAAGUCUGAAUUCAAUUGAUAAAAUAUUGGUAAAACUGGUUAAAAAAAAAAACCAAAACUUUAAGUGAGAUUAUAUAUUGGCUGCCUGAUGUCCCAAAAAAACACUCCUUGUUCCAAAGAUGUUUGUUUCAAAGGCAAAGAAACUAAAUUACAACUUUAACCUAUUAAUUUGAAGCCUUACCAUAAUAUAUAGCCCUAACAUUAUCACAGAUUUUACAUCUGAACCUACCCCACGUAAGUGCUAGACUAAAAAUUAACCCAAGCUCACAUUGUAACCACAUUUUUAUUUGUACAUCAAUUUAAAUUUCUAAUACUAUCCUAACAGAGCCCUGAUUUUACAACCCAAAUCAUUUUAAUUUAUCUUUGAACAGCAUACUUUAUGGUUACAUUGCAAGUUAUUGCUUGUGUAUAAAGAAAAAAGAAAGAAAGGGGUCAUGGUAUUUUUUAUAACUCAUCAGUGCUCACAUUUCUUCUAGAAUGAUGACAUCAGAAGUCUGCAGUAAUAUUUGAUAACAUCAGAUGACUAUAGAAUUCCUUGUUAAUAAAGAUGUUAUUUACAUUUUAUAAACAGAUUAACAACAUGUUGUUUCAAGCAGAAUGAUGAAAAGAAAGACCAAAAAUGAAAAAUGAAAACGAAUACCAAAAAUGAUAGCCACAAUAGUUUUCAGGAAGUACUUUGAGUGAAAUUAAUACUAAAUUAAGAAAUAUUUUUUGUGUCUUCGAGUUACUAUUCAUUUAAAGUGUUCUAUAGGAAAAAGUUAAAUAAAAGA